Messenger RNA from Aspergillus oryzae RIB40, 495 nucleotides. RefSeq names its product oxidase ustYa family protein. Gene Ontology annotation, biological process: mycotoxin biosynthetic process. The coding region runs from base 1 to 495 and encodes 164 amino acids. The transcript has 3 exons. Lineage: Eukaryota; Fungi; Ascomycota; Eurotiomycetes; Eurotiales; Aspergillaceae. The record is from RefSeq and is a predicted model, not a curated record.
AUGCGCCAUUCAGUAUCAGAUCCCGACGUGGACGAGAAGCUUCUCUCCGAUGAGGAAGCUACUUGGCCUCGUGAACAGAAGAAAAAUGAGAGCCUGUUCAAGAAAUGUGCAAAAUAUUUCCUUUUUGUUGCAGUCGCCGUAUUCUCCUGCUUAGUAGGUGUUGUUCUUGGACGUCAGCAACACAAUCUCGAUAAGGUCUGCACUCGACAACUCACACAAUACUCCCCGGUGAUCCCAGAAGUCGGGAUCGAAUACCACCAAGAACAGUUUAAUGGCUCGUUCUUAAAAGAAAACAUUUAUCGGCAAGAAGCAAGCCCUGAAGUAGAUGCUGCGUGGGAGGCUCUUGGUGUCAACUACAGAAGUCUUAGAGUCCCUGCAGAAGAGGCCCAAAAGUCAGGACUUGCCCCUGACCAGGUGAAGAUCAACGAAAAGUAUGGCGGAGGGUAUCCUGCAAAUGUUGAGGGGUUGCAUCAUCUGCACUGUCUGGUAUGUUAA